AUCACAUCGGCUUUUCAAUUGGGACUCUUGACUACUUCAUGAGUAGAUGAUGAAGGAUCAUUUUUGUCUACUCGGCUAUGUCAUUUAAUAUCCGAGUUACAUCCAAUUCGAUUUAUAUCUAAUAUUUGAUACAGUAAAAAUUGAAGAGGUUAGGAGUAAAGCAGCGUAGGCGACGGUACAUUGCAUGAUUGCCUGUCUUUUAGGAUGCUCGAUCAAUGGUGCAACUAUCGUAGAUUCGUUCGGGAUGACUUCUGUCAUGGUGAAGUUGUUAAAUAUAUAAUGACAUCUAAACUAAUGUUUCAUAUCUUCAAAUUUUCUUUCUGAUCUUAGUCUUAAAACUACCUGUACAAUAUGUUGUACUUCUCACAUUUUUUUUAAUAAGUUCUACUAUUGUGUCCUGACGAAAGAAACGCAAAGAGAAUGGCUCGACCGAAACACAGAAUUAAUACGGAUAUAUGCGCUGACUGCGGAGCCCUUGAACCAGGAUGGGCUUCAUUGAACAGAGCUAUUUUAUUAUGCGAUGAUUGUUGUGGUAUACAUCGUAGCCUUGGUCGACAUAUAUCUCAUAUAAAGUCACUUCAUAAGAGCACUUGGCAUACAAACUUACUCAAUAUGGUACAUACAUUAAAUGAUAAUGGAGCAAACAGUAUUUGGGAACAUUCCCUCUUAGAUCCUAAUAAUUCAAAAAUCAAUAGAAGAAAGCCACAGGCUAAAGACCCAUUGCAUCCAGUAAAGGCUGAUUUCAUUAAAGCAAAACAUCAACAUUCAGCAUUUGUAUUACGUCCAAGUAAAGAAGAAUGUUGUAGUGAAGAAGAAUUAAGUAGACAGUUACAUAGUAGUGUUCGUACAAGUAAUUUAGAAACUUCUUUAAGAUUACUUGCACAAGGUGCUAAUCCAAGUUAUUUUUACAAGGAAAAAGGUACAACACCUUUACAUGUAGCAGCACGAGCAGGACAGUCUUUACAGAUAGAACUUUUAAUAGCUAAUGGUGGUAAUCCUAAUAUGAUUGAUUUAAAUGGACAGACACCAGCUGAGGUUGCCAAAAUGGCAGGGCAUAUGGAAUUAUCAGAGCGUAUAAUUGAAUGUAUGUAUGAAGUAACAGACAGACUGACAUAUUAUAUAUGUUCACGUAAACCAGAUCAUCGAUUGGAUGAGCAUAUAAUUAUUCCCGAAUGUACAUUUUUGAUAGAACAAAAUAAUUUAUGUUUAGAAGGAAGAAAUAGAUUACAAAUGUUAUCAAAUCAUUUAUUGGAGGAAUUAGCAAUGGAUGUAUAUGACGAAGUAGAUCGACGGGAGAACGAAGAAAUUUGGUCUACAACUGCAGCUUUACCAGAAAAAUGUACAGUACCUUUUCUGCCAGUCAAUCCACAAUUAUCAUCUACAAGAAAUCAAGGUAGACAGAAACUAGCAAGAUUUACGCCGAAGGAAUUUGCUACUCUGAUCGUAGAUUUACUCAAUGAAGCUCGUAGACGACAUAUACUGGCAAAUAAUGCAUCGUUACAAGAUCCAACCGGUUCUGUGCUUCGCAAGGAGCAACUGGGAAAAUAUCGAUCACAAAUGUCCGAUGAUGAACCUUUAUACGAUAGCGUCGCUUCUGACGACGAUUAUGCGUUAAUAUCAACAGAUAAUACAGUGCCUGAAUAUUCAACACAGUUCAAAAUGAAUAACGAGGAAGCGUUUGCACCAUUAGCCAAAGGGCUUCCAUCCGUUGUAGAAGUUUUGAAAAAACAAUUAACUCUUUCUGAAUCCACCGUCAGGGAUCUUCGUGAGCAGAUGCAUACUUUACAAAAUACCAUAGAGCAACUUACACGUGAAAAUAAUGAACUGAAACAAAUGAUUCAUAUGAAAGAAUCCACCGACAGUAUCGUUAAUGGUCACGUUGGCGGAGAACAAGAACCGGAGUUGGAACCAGUACUUGAUAUAAAAACAUCUCUUACCAGAAGCAAUCAACGACCUGCAUCUAUGUAUGAAACAAGAGAAGGUUUGAGGAAACCUACUUCAUGGUCAACAUCUAUUUGUCAGUCUAAACGAGAUCCAGAGACGAUAUCCCGAAACAACACACAAAGUCUGUGGGAAUGUGGUGCACCUACUCUUCCACCCAGUGAAGAAGUUACUCGAAGAACUGAACAAGUUACAAGAAGAAUACAGGAAUUGUGGAUGGCCAUGCAAGAUCCGAAACAACGAGAAGCUUUCGUACCUUGUGCAGAAAGAAUCAGAGUUGCUGUUGCAGAGCUUACAGCUAUAUUUCCUCAAAACCCUAUUGAAGAAAAUAUCAGAUCUGCUUUACGUCAAUUGAACGGUAAUACAGGGAGACUUCAGGCAGAAUGUUCUGGUCUUCAAAGAUAUACUAGCGAUAUUGAACAUAUGGACCGCUGUCUUCAACAAGUACGUUCAUGUGCUUAUGACAUUGCCAAAGCAACGAAGCUUCUUGUUACCCAAUUUCAAACGUAACAAAUCAAAGGCAAAGUAUUACAAUUUAAAUAAUUUUCUAUACUCGAUGUAUAUAAGUUGUACAGACACCUAAAGUCGUAAUACUCAAAAUCAUCACAAACAUUUAAUAAGUAUUCGUUUUAUAUUAUAUAAAGAUAAUUUGUUGUCUAAUAUUCAUACGUUUAUUUUAAUGUAAAUAAUGCAAAAUUUAACGCAUGAACACUCGUAUAGUUUGUUCAAAUAAUAAGAAACAUGACAUUCUCCAAGAUUCUAUAUAUAUAUAUAUGUAUGUAUGUAUGUAUAUGUAUAUAUAUAUAUAGAAAGAGACUAUAAUUUUUAAUGUCAUAAAGACUGAGUAGCCACAAACCAAUGAAUUUUAUUAAUACGCAACUUAAGUUUAUACACUUGAUUUUAUAAAUGUAAUUGUUGCUCAUAUAAGCUGGCAUGUAAACAAUUAUUAAUACGAAAAAAAUUAUUUUUCUUUAUGUGAUAAAAAUGUUCAAGUGCAAUAUGGAAUGAAAAGAGUAAUUCUUACAAAACGUCUGUUAAUAGCAUGUAAAAAUCCUGUGCAUUUUAAUUUGAAUAAUAAAAAGUAUAUUGAGCAA
Megachile rotundata (alfalfa leafcutting bee) is the source of this 3035-nucleotide messenger RNA. RefSeq names its product ARF GTPase-activating protein GIT1 (gene Git). Lineage: Eukaryota; Metazoa; Arthropoda; Insecta; Hymenoptera; Megachilidae. The record is from RefSeq and is a predicted model, not a curated record. Gene Ontology annotation, cellular component: synapse. Gene Ontology annotation, biological process: regulation of G protein-coupled receptor signaling pathway; regulation of ARF protein signal transduction; brain development. Gene Ontology annotation, molecular function: GTPase activator activity; small GTPase binding.